GAAGGCUCACCUGUGAUCCUGAUCUUGAGGCUGGAAGAUACAAGUUUCUGACCUGGAUCUUGGCAUGAAGGCCUUGAGGCAAAGUGGCUAUGAAUCCCAGGAAACUAAGGCAAGGAGAUCUCUGAGUUCAAGGUCAUCUGGGACAAAGCAGAUCCAGGGGUUCACACCUUUAAUCUGGGCCACACCUUCUGCUGGAGACAUGUAUAAGGACAAGCUCUCUCGUCUUUGCCUGCUUGCUUUGUGGGACUGAGCAGCUGCUAGGCUUUGGACUUCCAUUCACAGAUGCUGCUGACCAUUGUUGGGGAGUUGGACUACCGACUGAACCCCCAUCCCAUCAAAGCUGAAGGGACCCUUAGUUAAGGAAACUGGUACCCAGAGAAGGAGUGCGUGGAUUCUAGGGUAACACAGGAGCUUAGUUUGAUGCAGUGCUGAGGCCCAAGCUCAAGUGUCCUUACUGCCGUGGCUCCUGGACUCAGAUGACUCCAGUUUCCUUCACUGCUGAGAAAUGCCCGCCUCUCCCUAGAGUGGGAGCCUCUGGGACCAAGAGAAGGUGGGUCUUGAAGUCUUGGCGACUAGCGAGGUUGGGUCGAGCGGCGGCUGAAGUAGCCAAUAGAUGCUGGAGGGGUGGAGCCUGCUGGUCUUUGGCGGCUGCGGCGGAGCUUGCAGGCGUCUAGUCUUGCUGGCUCAGCAAGCCCGAUAAGCAUGAAGCUGCUGUGUUUGGUGGCUGUGGUGGGGUGCUUGCUGGUACCCCCGGCUCAAGCCAACAAGAGCUCUGAAGAUAUCCGGUGCAAAUGCAUCUGUCCCCCUUACAGAAACAUCAGCGGGCACAUUUACAACCAGAAUGUGUCUCAGAAGGACUGCAACUGCCUGCAUGUGGUGGAGCCCAUGCCGGUGCCUGGCCAUGAUGUGGAAGCCUACUGCCUGCUCUGUGAGUGUAGGUAUGAGGAGCGCAGCACCACAACCAUCAAGGUCAUUAUCGUCAUCUACCUGUCUGUGGUAGGGGCCCUCUUACUCUACAUGGCCUUCCUGAUGCUGGUGGACCCUCUCAUCCGAAAGCCGGAUGCCUAUACUGAGCAGCUGCACAAUGAAGAAGAGAAUGAGGAUGCCCGCUCCAUGGCUGCCGCCGCCGCAUCCAUUGGAGGACCCCGAGCAAACACCGUCCUGGAGCGGGUGGAAGGCGCUCAGCAGCGAUGGAAGCUACAGGUGCAGGAGCAGCGGAAGACGGUCUUCGAUCGACACAAGAUGCUCAGUUAGAUGAUUGCCAUGGCAGUGUCAGGGACCCAGACCUCGGCUACCAGCUUCUGGGGCAGUCUUCCCUGGGUCUUCCCUUCAAAUGCCCGUGGCAUUUGUCCUUCUCCCUCUCUCUAGAAAUGUACUCGACUGUUAUAACUAGGGAGUGGGAUUGGGUCUUUGGUCUCUAGUGUCUCUGUAGGUCUCUGGGGUAGAAGGGAGGGAAAGGAAGGCAGAAGAGAACAGAGAUGGUUGAGACGGCCACACAAUUGGUGAAAUUCCUCCCUCCUGUCCUCGCCGUUCCUCACAGCUCCACAUCUUAAGGAUGUUUAUAGCUCUUUGGGAGACGGAGCUGUGCCGUCAAUAGCUCGGUGGGUGCGACGAAAGUGUGACCCAGCCCUCAGCCUGUGCUCUACGAUGCCGUGGCCCCCAUUCCCACUUUUCCAGUGCCAAUACUUUAGCUUGGCCUGGCCCCAGCCUCAGGAACUGUUAUGGUGCCACUGAGCCCAUGGUCAUCUCCAGAGUCCACCUGGAAGCCUGCUUCCCUCUCGGCUCCUGGUCCACCCGUGCAUGGCAGUGCCCAUGCAUGCUGGCAUACUUAGCAGCUGUCACCUAACCCCCAUCCCAGGAGGCCGUGGGGCCUCCCACCUCUCCCCAGUGACUGCAGCUACUGAGCCCUCAAGUUGGACCAUAGGACACAAGGCUGUCAGGGGACCCGAGUACCAUGACUCCUGUCCUUGGAUGACCUCUUGUCCCUGAAUUUCAUUGUACCAUGCAUGGAGAGAAAUGUUUGUCUUUCUGUUGUCUGUACAUCAAAGAAGCCAUUAAAUUGUUUUAUUUCUCAAA
Messenger RNA from Rattus norvegicus (Norway rat), 2076 nucleotides. The record is from RefSeq and is a predicted model, not a curated record. NCBI's taxonomy places the organism in Eukaryota, Metazoa, Chordata, Mammalia, Rodentia, Muridae.